Messenger RNA from Coffea eugenioides, 1254 nucleotides. RefSeq lists its product as uncharacterized. The record is from RefSeq and is a predicted model, not a curated record. The transcript has a single exon. The coding region runs from base 95 to 1093 and encodes 332 amino acids. NCBI's taxonomy places the organism in Eukaryota, Viridiplantae, Streptophyta, Magnoliopsida, Gentianales, Rubiaceae.
UCUGAGCCUCAACAACAUCAAUCUCAUCUUCUCCGUUGCCUCAUCUCCAUUCUCUCUCUUUUCUAGUAUAGGACAGAAAAAAAAAAAAAAUUUCAUGGACAAAGAACAAGAAGAAAUUCAAUUUCUUGGAUUCUUUGGCAUAAUCAAAGAAUCCAUCAAUAUUGUCCCCGCAUGGAGAAAAAUAUUCAGCCAAAUUUCAUUGGCUUUGAUCUUUCCUCUUUCCUUCAUCUAUCUAGCUCAUAUACAAAUUUCUCAAUCUCUCUUCACGAAUAUUGUUCGUGAUGAAUCUAUUCUAGACAGAAUUCCAAGGGGAACUCCAACCUACGAUAAAAUUUCAGACAUACUUUCGUCCGAAUGGACAGUAUUUUUUCUCUUCAAAAUAGGUUAUUUCAUCUUUUUCCUCGUAUUAGCCCUUCUUUCAACAUCAGCUGUUGUUUAUACGAUUGCAUGUAUAUAUACAGCAAAAGAUAUAGCCUUCAAGAAGGUCAUGAGCGUCGUCCCAAAGGUUUGGAAGAGGCUAAUAGUCACAUUCCUAUGGAACUUUGUCAUUAUUUUUGGCUACAAUAUUGUUGCAAUACUUGUUUUCUUUGUCUUCAUGACCCUAAUACCACCUGGGGUGUUUUCAGGAGCAGUUCUUUUCAUCCUUUUUAUGGUAUAUCUGGUAGGAUUUGUGUAUAUUAGUGUUAUUUGGCAUCUGGCUAGUGUGGUUUCUGUUUUAGAAGAAAGUUAUGGCUUGAAUGCCAUGAUCAAGAGCCAAGACCUCAUCAAAGGCAAAGCUGGAAUUUCAAUGGUGAUUUUUGUCAUCUACAACUUUUGCUUCUUUGGUAUUCAGUUGGCGUUUGAAUGGUUUGUUGUUCUUGGAAAUGGGGGUGGCCUUGUCUUGAGAAUUGGCUAUGGAAUGCUCUGCCUUGCAUUGCUGUCCAUGCUGAUCCUCUUUGGGCUCAUUGUUCAGACAAUCAUCUAUUUCAUCUGCAAAUCUUACCAUCAUGAGAACAUUGACAAGUCCUCAUUGGCAGAUCAUCUUGAAGUUUACCUUGGGGAGUAUGUACCAUUGAAGUCAAAGGACGUACAAUUGGAGCAUUUUGAUGUUUGAUUUUUCCUUUUAGAUCCAAAUGUUAUGUUUGAUGAUCACAUAAACUUUCUAUACAUAGUGCUCCCUUUACGGAGGAGAUCACAUCACAUCAGUGUAUUUUGUAUCCAUUCACUUUCCAUAUGGAAUUUGACAGAGAAUACAUCCCUUCUGGGUUUUGUCUU